CCGACAUCUGGACGAAAGACGGCUUCAGCGGCAGCCGACUGACUCUAACUCCGACCCGGAGGAGAGAUCCAUCCAGUCUCCGGUCCGCGACCUGAGCCAGGCGCUGUGGCGGAACCGCGGGGGAACACCCGCGAGAAGCAUGCGAAAGGAGAAGCGAAGCCUUCCUCUGGACAUGUGCUGAGAUGACACACCAGUGAAAACAACUUAAGAGAGAGCUAACAACACUUUUCAACACUUUUCUCGACUCGCGCUGUAGUCAACACUUUCAGCUAAGAUCAGAAGAAAUCCUCAUCGUCAAUAACCAUAAUGUAUCGGUCCACUAAAGGAGCGUCAAAAGCUCGGAGGGACCAAAUAAACUCGGAGAUUAGGAACCUGAAGGACUUGUUGCCCAUCUCCGAUGCGGACAAGUCUCGACUCUCCUAUCUUCAUAUCAUGUCGCUAGCCUGCAUGUACACGAGAAAGUCUGUCUUCUUCACUCAAGAUACAGCUGAAUCGAGCACUGCUGAGGAAACUGUGGGACUCCUCUCAUUUCAUGAACUGAAUGAGCUGGUACAAGUGAUGCCAGGUUUUCUGCUGCUGUUGACCGGAGAAGGGAAGCUACUGUAUCUGUCAGACAACGUCUCUGAACACCUCGGACACUCAAUGGUUGAUUUGGUCGCUCAAGGGGACAGUGUGUAUGACAUAAUAGACCCCAUGGACCAUUAUAUUAUGAGGAGUAACCUAGUGCCUCCAGCUUCACCGGACACAGAUCGCUUGUUCCGCUGCAGAUUCAAUACCUCCAAAUCAGUGCGUAGGCAGAGUGCAGGCAAUAAACUUGUUCUAAUCCGAGCCCACUGCUUGUCACAAACCUCCAGUCAAUCUUCCCCAGGAUCCUACUGGACUUCCAACCCAGUGUGGGUAUGUUUUUGUGCUCCUCUGGAAGCUCACACAUCACGAACUGGAACUGGCCCUGAAACACCAUCAGCUCCUGCACUGGAAAGCAGCUUCUUCCUGCCAUGUUUCCGUUCUCAGCAUAGCAGUGACAUGAGACUACAGGAGGCACAAGACAGUGUGAAUGUUUAUUUGGGUCUGAAUGUGGAGACUUUGCGCUCACACUCCUGGUACAGCUUCCUGCAUCCUCAGGAUCUUACACAUGCCUCUGCACAGCACUGCAGUCUGUUAAGAGAGGGAGGAGAGGGCAGGGCUGAGAUGGUGGUUCGUGUAGAGACUGCAGAUCACUCCUGGGUCUGGCUUUACAUGGUCCUGCAGCUGGAUACUGGGGAAAACCCCAUUGUCAGCAGCAAUUUUAUCAUCAGUGAGACAGAGGCUUGGUCAGUCAGACAGCAGCUGAGCUCUGAACAGACACAACUUUCCUUGGUGCUGGGCUCAAGCACUUCUCAACAGGAGAGCCUAAGCUUACAGAGUCCAGAAACACUCUCCAGCCCUGACCAAGUUUUCACACCAGGAAGCAGCGGCCUCUCUGGUCAGUCCUUUGACUUCAGCACGGCUGCAUGCAGUGCGGGUUCCACAGAGGAGCAAGGUGGCAGUUCUUCACUGGAGCCCACACGAUUGGAAAGUGGCCCACGUUCCAGCCUCUCUUCUUUGGAAGAGGAGAGCUUCUUCCAGCAUGAGCCUAUUGAACCCUUGGCCAGUCCAUCUUCUGCAUCAUCUCCCAUUCCAGUUACAGUUGCAACAGUGUCUGAUUUGGACUUCCUCACUCAGAAUAUUCUGCUGCCACCAUCAUUCCAGAUAGACCCCCCCCUACCGGCCUUGCCCCUUCCUCUUCCACCUGUGCCUACCUCCCAGGUCCAACAGACCAAGGAGUUUGUGUGUACACCCCCAUAUACACCUCAGCUAGGUGGAAGCAAUUUUCCAUUUGGGGAACCUCAUUUCAGCUUUGAUCCUACUGGAGCCACCUCACCGCCUCCACUUGCAUCAACUGCAACUGUAACAACCACAGUAGCUCCAUCUAUUUCUCCAUCUGCUCCAUCAAACCCACAAAGCAGCCCACCUCCUCCAACAACAACACUUUCUACUCUGCUGCCACUCACUAUAACAUCUCCAACCACAGGAAUUGUCUUCCCAGUAGAGCCUUGCAGUGUCUCACUCUAUGAGAAGCUUCCUCCUACUCCUGACAGUCCAGGUGAUGGAGACUGCAUGGUUAUGACUUUGCCAGAGGUCCGUGGACCACUGUAUGUUGAUGUCCUCCAUGGACCCCUCCCUUACCCACCAGAGGGUCUCCUUACACCUGAAGCCUCACCUGGAAAACAGCCCAGCCUAUCCUUUUUCUCCUCACUGCGUGAGAGAGAAAAAGAGAGAACAGAGAUCUCCCUUUUAGCACAGCACAUCAGCACACUAGCAGAAGGCUUCUAUCUAGAUCCACUCUUCACCAAGCUGGUUCCUUCCACCAUCUCUCCACACCAUCAAUCUCAGUCUCUGGAUUCUUUUGGACUUGAUUCAAUCCCACUGUUGGGUGAAUUUUACCCACUCAAGUCUUGGAAAGGCCUGGACCUUCCCAUUUUCCCUGAUGAUGAGUCUCUGUUUGAAGAGAGCAUCUUAGAGACCCUUCUUCAGGACCUCACAUCCUCUCCUACCCACUCAACAACACCCUCUUUCUCCUCUUCCUCCAGCCCUCCCUCCUCCCCCUCCACUCCUGAGUGCUGGUGCCCACCCCUGCACUUUGAUGGGAUCUCUGCUAUGAGUGCCGGUCACUUCUGUAGCGUCCAAUCGGCGCACUGUAACAAUGUGGCCGGGCGAGGGGCUACUAUGUCGCCAGUCAGCACAGGCAACAUGGCAGAUGGGAAGGCAGUAGGUGAAAGUGCCAUGGAGACACAGGUAGCAUCAUCACCUCUUAUCACAGGCAUACCAGCAUCUCCACCACUCCAGCUGACUGCCUCGCCUGCCUCCCCAGUCUCGGUGCCUGUCUCCUCACCUGUCAGCCCCACUUCGCCCGGCCUGCCCUGCUCCCAGUCCCUCCUUGAGGAGCUGGCCACCCUGGAACCCAUGUUUGGGGCAGGUGCCUCGAUCGCCCCUGACUUGGGGCAACAACCUGAGUUGUAUCAACUCCAAAGUCAUGCCCCGCAACAGUGCUUUCGCAAAGGUGAGUGUUGGUCUUUUGUUUUGUUUUUUUACUUAUCACUUUCACAUGUCUCAGUUGCAAUUGUCUGGAAAAAAUGUAGUAUUUUUUCUAACAUUUUCCCCUGUUGCUUCUUUUUAUGUCUUACAGAUGGGAGUGGAAGUGAUUCUCCGUUCUAAAAUAAGUCUAUGACUUACUUCAUUAAGUAUGGCAUAUUGUCAUAUUUCAUGGAGCUACUUUUGCUAAAAAAGUGAAAAUUAUUUAACUGAAUAAAUAUAUACCUAAUGUAUAUAAGGCCAAAAAAGACUGGAACUUCCUCAAAUCCAUUAAGAGUAAACUGUCAUGUUCACAAUUGUUCAUCUAAUCAUCCAUUAAUUUAUGUUAAUAAUGGUGCAACCCUUUGGUAGCAAUGCAUUUUACAAGUCUUAAAAACAAGUCCUAACAGGACUAUGAGUUAUGUCUUUCUGCUAUAAUGUAACAUGAACUUAUAUGAGUUACAGCUCUGACUUUGUAAGGGCAAACUGACUUACAGACUUGCAUUUGUAUUCACUUGUAGUGAAAAACUCAGUUGUGAACUUUAAGGACAUGAAAAAAAAAAGAUUCUUCAAUAUUUCAGAAAGAAACAACAGAUAACUUAUGGCUCAGUGCUAGUUAUCCAGCAUCACAUACACAAAGUCCAAUGUGUGGAAAGUAUUCAGAUUUGCACAAUGGAUCAAAAACUGAUUAUUUAAAAAGUGAUCAGUUUCUAAAUAUAUAAAUUUCAGCACAGCUGAUUCAUAUACUUUCUCCAAUCUUUCAGCUCUUUAACUGUAAUGUGAAUGUCAAUAAUACUAAUAUAUAUGACAGAAAUCAGACUACAUUGGGCUUUCUGUUUGUGCAUGCAAUUCUUGGACAUUUCUUUUAAAAUGCGUAUCAACCUGAUGUACAAACAUUUCUUUAAUUUAUGAACAAAUUCCACUUUGUGUGCAAGACAAGUCAAGUUUUCACAUCUCCUUGUGGCUGGAGGACUCAAGCUGCAGAGGACGCUGCCAGGGAGAGGGACAAAAUAUUGUGCAUGGCUAAGCAUGCAUGGAAAUUAAUGGACAGACAUGUUUCUAGCUACUACUAAGAGAUGGAGUAACAAAUCCCACAGCCAGCUACUCUGAUCAGCAAGGCUAGAAUAAAUUGCACUGGACUUUUGCAGCAUCAAUAUUUGUAAUGCUUGCAAUCUGUAGAAGCUCUUGUGUGCUUGGCACAACAAGAGGAUGCAGAAAUAAGAGAAACAGCACCUUUAUUCAGUGAAUACCAAGGUGACAUCGUAACUUUGCUGUCAGCGGUGUGGAGUGGUGACAAAACUGUGUGAAUGAUCAAUUCUUCUUUUUUGAGAGGGGUUAAAAAUGAAGCAAAGUUUGUUUUACAAAAAUGCACUGGAAAAUAGGGAUGGGGUUCUAUUUCUAUUCAGUUACUAAUCGACACGGGUUGAGAAUGGUUAUAUUCCCAUGGUGUCGACAUGCUAACGUAGAGUUGUCUACGGUCAAGUAAAGGAUUGAUUCCUAUGUUCUAGCUAUUUACAUGCUAAGUUUAAAAAUAAAAAGUAUUUUAUUGUAUGUAUGCUGUUUUACAAAAUGGAUGCUUGGUGCACAUGCCUCUAGCUAGGCAUGUUGCGGAAUGGUUAAAAAUUGUAAUCAUUUGUACAUUUGUACAAACAACAGUCUGUACAUAUCAGAUACAUUUCUAUCCUAUGAGAUAAAAACAUCAUUGACAUUUGCUAUUUAUAAAGAAUGAACAUUGUGUAUCAGUGUUCUUUUGUCUCGCUGAUAAGUGUAUUUGGAUGUCAAAACAGAGGCAUUUAUAUUAAA
Myxocyprinus asiaticus (Chinese sucker) is the source of this 4893-nucleotide messenger RNA. RefSeq names its product neuronal PAS domain-containing protein 4A-like. The record is from RefSeq and is a predicted model, not a curated record. The transcript has 7 exons. Bases 307 to 3234 code for a protein of 975 amino acids. NCBI's taxonomy places the organism in Eukaryota, Metazoa, Chordata, Actinopteri, Cypriniformes, Catostomidae. Gene Ontology annotation, molecular function: DNA-binding transcription factor activity, RNA polymerase II-specific; RNA polymerase II transcription regulatory region sequence-specific DNA binding; protein dimerization activity. Gene Ontology annotation, biological process: regulation of transcription by RNA polymerase II.